Ilex paraguariensis (yerba mate) is the source of this 198-nucleotide messenger RNA. The record is from the annotation of a GenBank genome assembly. Lineage: Eukaryota; Viridiplantae; Streptophyta; Magnoliopsida; Aquifoliales; Aquifoliaceae.
AUGGCAAAAUUGACCACUGGGGCUACUACCGAGGUAGCUAGUGCUGGCGAGGGAACCUUGACUGGACUUGCAAAGAGGGGCAAUGAGGUGGACGCUGAGGCAGCCUGUGCCAAGGCAGUUGGAAUUGAGGUGUCUAGGUUCGAGGAGUUCGGUGUAGGCAGAGAGCCCGUCAUUGGGGUGCUUGAGAGUAGAGAUCCU